AUGCCCAAGCGCACAACGGAAGAAAGCGAUGACCUUGACGGCCCACCUCAGAAGCGCAGGGCAAAAGAAGAAGACAAUUACAGUCGAUUCGUUCCACCCAGAACCCACCACCCACCCAUCACGCCCUCUCGCUCCGUAUAUUCCUACGAAAGACUGAACCAGAUUGAGGAGGGCUCGUAUGGCGUUGUUUUCCGCGCCCGCGACAAGGAAACAGGCGAAAUCGUCGCUCUCAAGAAGCUCAAACUCGAUGAAGAGAAAAAUGGCUUCCCAAUAACUGCUCUCCGGGAAGUGAAUGCACUCAUGUCCUGCAGACAUGAAAAUGUUGUCGGAAUCCGUGAGGUUGUUGUUGGGGACACAUUGACUCAGGUCUUCGUUGUAAUGGACUUCAUCGAGCACGACCUCAAGUCACUGCUCACCAUGAUGCCCGCUCCCUUUCUCCAGUCCGAAAUCAAGACAUUGAUGCUACAACUAUUGUCUGCUGUCGGCCACUGUCAUUCACACUGGAUUUUGCAUCGCGAUCUGAAGACAAGCAAUCUGCUCAUGAACAACCGCGGCACAAUUAAGGUGGCUGACUUUGGGCUGGCACGUCGCUACGGCGACCCUGUUGGUGUUGGUGGUUUAACACAACUGGUGGUGACCCUCUGGUAUCGCGCGCCUGAGAUCUUGCUUGGUGCAACCACUUACUCGACAGCCAUUGAUAUGUGGUCGGUGGGCUGCAUCUUUGCAGAGCUCAUAUUGAAAGAGCCUCUGUUCCAAGCUAAGGGUGAAACGGAGCUCUUGGCCAUGAUAUUCAAGUUGCUGGGACCGCCCACCGCAAACUCUUGGCCCGACUAUGCUGCUUUGCCCUUGGCAAAAACAUUGUUGUUGCCCUCCCCUCAACCGCCGCAAUUCCGACAAAAAUUUCCAUAUCUGACCACAGCCGGCCUCGAUUUGCUCAUGUCACUGCUGAGCUAUGACCCUGAACAGAGAAUCACCGCAGAAGAGGCUCAACAACAUCCUUACUUCACCGAAUCGCCUCUCCCCAAACAUCCGGAUCUAUUUGGUUCCUUUCCAUCAGUUGCUGCAGGAGAAAGAAAACGCAAGCCGUACAGUCCAUCAGCCCCAGCCAGAGCUGCCGAUUACAAGUUAUUACAUGAGUUUGAAAUUUAG
Molecule: messenger RNA, 1149 nt
Organism: Mycena indigotica
Lineage: Eukaryota; Fungi; Basidiomycota; Agaricomycetes; Agaricales; Mycenaceae
Product: Pkinase-domain-containing protein
Exons: 6
Coding region: 1-1149 (382 amino acids)
Biological process (GO): protein phosphorylation; regulation of mitotic cell cycle
Cellular component (GO): nucleus
Molecular function (GO): cyclin-dependent protein serine/threonine kinase activity; ATP binding
Source: RefSeq, a predicted model, not a curated record